CAUUCAUACCUCUUACGCCUCGUACUCCUUCCCUUCCAAAAGUUACCCUGCACAUCAAAGACAUUUUCUUCAAAGAUCUCUCAAGAUACGGAAACAUACCAAGAGAAAAUAAAAAAUAAAAAAAAUGUCGAUCCUGGCGCUCCCCGACGAGAUUCUCUAUUGCCUCUUGACUUUUGUGGAGGACAUAGAUCUGCAGACAUUAGCAAUCACCUCCAAGCGCCUGCGCUGCAUCGCCAUGGAUGGCCCACUCCGUCGUCACAUUCUCCUCAAACGCACACCCGCCCGCCUACAGUCCUCGCUCGCGGAUCGCCCAUCUCGAGACACACUCGCCAAACAAAACAUCCUCCGGGGCAUCCAUAUCCGCCAGCAUAUUCAGGAAGGAAACUACAUCGGUGGCCCCACAGCCGUGCGGUCCUACCAUAUCUCGUGUCGACUAGAGAGGCAGAUGGUCAGUAUCAAGAUUGCAAAGAAGUUGAAGACUCGGCCAGACUGGACAGAGUUGGUCGAACGAGGAUUGAUCCCGGAAGAGAUGUUUGUCAACGAAGAGGAGUUUGAAGCUAAGCGCAGGUGGAGGACUUACCGACACCAGCAGCAGCAGCAGCAGCGCCAGCAGCACAAGCCAAAACAGACGUCCUUCUUGAAGACGGUAGCUCUUGAGGAGAGGCAAAUUAACUCAGACUCACCACUGCCUGAACACAGCCCACAAAUGCAGCACAACCAACUUCAUCCUCUCGACAUCAAUCAAUCGCAUGAGCCAGUAACGGAAGCAUCUUCGUCAUCCAGCACCACAGCACCAGAAUCAGAUACCUCUGCAUACUCUGGCAACCGUUCUCGUCGACAAAAGAAAUCCAUCAGCAUGGUCCUCGUACCGAAGAUCGAGCUCCUCCGCAAGUCCAUGGACCGAGAUCGACUUUCCCGUCUCGUUCAAAAACGUCCCUCCCCAGAAGAACUGAACAGGUCGCCCAAGACCGCCACGGUGUUGAAUGCCUAUCAUCUCAUCGCCUACUCGGUUACCUCCCCAGACUUGGUUCCACUCACAACGCAAUUGAGCUUUCUGUUGAAGGGCGAGCGCCUGAGUCAUUGGCUGUAUCAUCGGCCUAGUCCGGCCGUCAUGCUGAAUGAGCGGCAUAUCCUCAAGACAGAGGCCAGGACGGCCUGGAUGGUCUGUCCGGGCGUAUCCAAAAAAGUCAGGUUUUAUGAGGGCUUGAUUCAGAAGAGGCGGGACUAUGAGGAACAACAGCAGAUGCUUUUGAUGCAACACCAACUACAGCCUCUUCAACAGCAGCAUUUGCCACAAACCGCAGUUGCUUGAGCACCAUGGACAGUGAAGAGAUUUAUAUAUAAUAUUUACAAGUUAAUAAACAGCACGCGAC
Molecule: messenger RNA, 1373 nt
Organism: Gamsiella multidivaricata
Lineage: Eukaryota; Fungi; Mortierellomycota; Mortierellomycetes; Mortierellales; Mortierellaceae
Exons: 3
Coding region: 125-1312 (395 amino acids)
Molecular function (GO): protein binding
Source: RefSeq, a predicted model, not a curated record